Molecule: messenger RNA, 846 nt
Organism: Purpureocillium lilacinum
Lineage: Eukaryota; Fungi; Ascomycota; Sordariomycetes; Hypocreales; Ophiocordycipitaceae
Product: prohibitin-1, subunit of the prohibitin complex (Phb1p-Phb2p)
Biological process (GO): mitochondrion organization
Cellular component (GO): membrane; mitochondrion
Source: RefSeq, a predicted model, not a curated record
AUGGCGAGCACGGCACGAGCCCUCAACUGGGUGUACCGCAUGGCCGUACCCGCCUCGGCCGGCGCGUUCCUCGUCAGCCAGUCCCUCUUCGACGUCAAGGGCGGCACCAGAGCAGUCAUCUUCGACCGGUUAUCCGGUGUCAAGGAGGACGUCAUCAACGAGGGCACGCACUUCCUGAUCCCCUGGCUGCAGCGCAGCAUCAUCUUCGACGUGCGCACCAAGCCGCGCAACAUCGCCACCACGACGGGCAGCAAGGAUCUGCAGAUGGUCAGCCUGACGCUGCGAGUCCUGCACCGGCCAAACGUCAAGGCUCUGCCCAAGAUCUACCAGAACCUCGGUGUCGACUACGAUGAGCGAGUCCUGCCGUCCAUCGGCAACGAAGUCCUCAAGGCCAUCGUCGCGCAGUUUGACGCCGCCGAGCUCAUCACCCAGCGAGAGACCGUCUCCCAGCGCAUCCGAAGCGAGCUCACCCGCCGCGCCGCCGAGUUCAACAUCGCUCUCGAGGACGUGUCCAUCACGCACAUGACCUUUGGCCGCGAGUUCACAAAGGCCGUCGAGCAGAAGCAGAUUGCCCAGCAGGACGCUGAGCGGGCCCGCUUCAUCGUCGAGCGCGCCGAGCAGGAGCGCCAGGCCAACGUCAUCCGCGCCGAGGGUGAGGCCGAGAGCGCAGAUGCCAUCUCCAAGGCCAUCGCCAAGGCUGGCGACGGCCUGAUUCAGGUGCGAAAAAUCGAGGCCAGCAGGGAGAUUGCCGCCACGUUGUCGUCCAACCCCAACGUGGCAUAUCUGCCCAGCGGAGGGAAGAACGGCUCGGGAGGUCAGUACCUGUUGUCGGUGGGCAGGGCAUGA